This is a messenger RNA of Orbicella faveolata, 1280 nucleotides long. Its product is annotated as TLC domain-containing protein 5-like. Lineage: Eukaryota; Metazoa; Cnidaria; Anthozoa; Scleractinia; Merulinidae. The record is from RefSeq and is a predicted model, not a curated record. Gene Ontology annotation, cellular component: membrane.
GGCGGGCAGAAUUAAAGGAAGGAAAAAAUAACUGAAUACAUUUACAGAAGGGAUAACAGAUGGCCAAGUCUGAUGCUUUACAAGCAAGCUCUUUGGGUUAAGAAACAUAAUGAGCUUCACUGCCCUGGCAAUACCUUGUGUGUCAAUGUUCUUCAUCUGGACAAGCUUCUAUUUUCUAUUAUGUACCAUCAAUCCCCAUCGAAGUUAUGAAUGGAACUGCCGAUUAUUGACAAUAUUUCAUGGAUCGUUAACAUCAUUGCUGUGUUAUUGGUCUGCGUUUAUCACUGGCCCCUGGCCACUGGUUGCGAUGGGCGAUGUGAACAGUCCUUUCCACACUUUCAUAGCCACUUUCACUCUCGGAUACUUCAUGUUUGACUUUCUGUGGUGCUUCUACAUGGGCACAGAAGGGAUCGAUAUGCUGUUACACCACAUGGUCUCCGUCUGUUCUUUAGUUUUUAUUCUCUUUGACGGCAAUUCAGGUCCUGAACUUGUUGCAGUGAUACUGGGGACUGAGAUCUCUAAUCCAUUCUUACAAAUCCGAUGGUUCAUGCGAGAAACUGGACAGUAUCAAACACUUGUGGCAAAACUGAAUGAUGCCAUUUUCAUGUCAAUGUUCAUUGGGUGGCGUCUUGGACCAGGAUCAUUGCUUUGUUAUCAAGCACUGUCAUCUCCUAAGCCAAAACUUUUUGUCAAGUUGGGUGGAGCUGGUUUGUAUCUGAUUAGUUGGGUCUGGGUAUUUUAUAUUCUACGAUUUGCAAGGAAAAGGUUCUUUAGGAAAAGUAAAGUAACAUAGGUUGUGUAUGCAUUACCGAGACUUUCUUGAAAAUAAGACUCCCUUGGAGCCAGUACGAAAUACUUUCUGCUUCAGGAGUCCUGUUGAUAGGGACCUACUCCAGUCACUUGCUUAAUGGUAGUGACUUUUAUUACGAUGCUAUCUCUAAUAUUUUACAGUGCAACUACUUGAAGUAGGCCACCAAGAAGAAAACUAACCAAUCAAAUCGCAAACUGAGAAUAAUGUAUGGUAGCUUCUCCUGACAUCAAGUAAUGGUCUGUUUGACAUGAAAACAUAAACACUAUCAACUCCUCUGCAUGAUAUACACUCUUGAAGAUUCAGUCCUUGAUGGUGAAGUGUCAUUAUUAUAAAUCUCGCUUGAAAAAUUUAGCUUCAAAACUCAUCUAGCAACAACUAAGCUGAAACCAUUGAGAAGCGUACAAAAUUUUAGGAUCGCAAUUAACCAAUCAACAAAUGGCAAAGUUUCCUGAAAGGCUUUCAAUACUUU